This is a messenger RNA of Silurus meridionalis, 9658 nucleotides long. It is a transcript of the gene mag, whose product is annotated as myelin associated glycoprotein. Lineage: Eukaryota; Metazoa; Chordata; Actinopteri; Siluriformes; Siluridae. The transcript has 18 exons. The record is from RefSeq and is a predicted model, not a curated record. Bases 350 to 2290 code for a protein of 646 amino acids.
CACUGCAGCCCUGACAUCUCCAUCCAGCAUAGAGGGAGUGGAGAGUGUGUUGGGGCAAGGUACAGGGGGUGGAGAGAUGGAGUGAUCUUGACUCCAGGUUGGGUGGUCCAAGGGGUGUGUGAGAGGUUGAGUGUGUAUCAGGGUACGGCUGCUCUCCCUGCUGAUUAAUGCUUGCUAUUUGAUCAGAAGUGGAGGCCUGGACUGAUUUGCGAUCUCCAAAAGCGGCAAAGCAGUGGAGUUUUUUGGAGAAACACAGCAGGAAGAAUUGAGCUUUAGGAUUCAGAAGGCCAGAACAGAGUAACGAGCUGGAGCUGGUAUGAGGUUAAUGGUCCUGAGUUGAACCACCACUAUGAAGUCCUUGGAACUGCUGCUGCUGCCUUUACUGCUACUUGUUCGAGAUAUACAUGCUCAAUGGACAGUUUGGAUGCCCAGAGACAUCUCAGCCAUGACUAACUCCUGUGUGGUAAUCCCAUGCACAUUUAUAUACCCCUCAGGAGUCAGGCCAUACAAGGGCACACAUGGAAUCUGGUAUUUUGGCCAGCCCUAUCCACAACUCUUCCCUCCAGUGGUUUUCAAGUCUCGCACAGGCAUUGUGCAUGAAAGCUACAGUGGCCGUUCCAAGCUUCUGGGUGACCUUUCACAGAAAAACUGCACGCUGCAAAUCAGCAACCUUGGAGUUGAACAUGCAGGGAGGUACUACUUCAGAGCUGAUCUAGGAGGAGCAAACAUUUAUACCUACCCAGAUUUCACUGAACUCAGGGUGUUGGACCAGCCCAACAUUGAUACCCCUGAAGAAAUACUGAGUGAUGAGAGCUUGGACUUGACUUGCUAUGCUCCAGACAACUGUCCUGACAUGAGUCCUGAGAUCCAUUGGAUGUACACAGACUAUCUUCCUGAUCCUCUUUUUACAACAGACUAUGUUGAGGAAAGCAACACUGCAGUGAUUUCAAGCACACUUACUUUCACACCCAAAGCUAUGCACAAUGGUCAAUUGGUUGGCUGCAGGGUCCAUUACCCUAACACCACUUUUGUCUAUGAGCGCCUCAUCUACCUUGAUGUCAAAUAUGCCCCUAGGAAAGUUUGGGUAAAUGUUUCUCACGAGGCCAUGGAGGGGAGCUCUGUGGUACUUCACUGUGAUGUGGACAGCAACCCUGUUCCACGGAUUACGUGGUUCUUCAGAGAUGAAGAGCUGAUGGCAGAAACUGCUUCGAAUGCUUCUCUUUUUCUGGAGUCCUUGACUCCAGAGCAGGAUGGUUUAUACACAUGUGUAGGGGACAAUGGCUAUGGGUCAAUGAACACCUCCUUGUACUUGGCUGUCAGAUAUUCUCCAAGAGAGCCAGUGGUGAACACCUCUCUGGUGGUGAUGGAGGACUCCUCUCUGGCCCUUCAUUGCAGCACUCAGGGCAAUCCAGUACCUACACUUACCUGGCUAAAGGAUGGAGACCUGGUGGGGACAAUAAAAGCUGGAGAGCUGUCCAUACUCGAGCUUAAAGAUAUUGACUCACAGGAUGAUGGCACAUACCGCUGUCUAGCUGAAAAUGAACAUGGCCGAGCCAGCAGCUCUUUAAACAUCACAGUGGAGUUUGCUCCAUUUUUCCUGGAUGAUUCCAAGUGCACCAUAGUGCGAGAGGGUGUGCAGUGUGUCUGCAUCGCCACAGGAAAUCCUGAGCCAUCCAUAGUAUUCUACCUGCCUGACCACAAUAUCACCAUUAAUGAAACGAACAGCCGUUACAACUUUUAUACACAUUCGGAUGGCUAUACAUCAACUGGCAUGAUCAAACUAAGGGAGAAAGGUGAUCGUGAGAACAACGAAGACAUGGCUGUUCAUGUACACUGUGGCAUCUCUAACGCGUAUGGCUCUGACUCUAUCCGUCUGGAGCUGCAGCAAGAGAAAAAAUACCUGAUGGCUGUGAUAGUGGGAACCAUUGGAGGAGUGGCAGUUAUUGCUUUUAUAAUUGCUGCUGUGAGAUAUGUGGGACAAAACAACAAAAAAGAGAAUGGCAACCCUGGGCAGGACGUGGGCUCUAGAGUGGAGAAUCCCUCCAUGUACUACAGCGCAGUCAAGAAGGACAAACAAAGUCUCAGGAAAAAAGUGCUUAAGACUGAGCUGCUGGGCUCUAAGUUUAAUUCCAUCCUAGAAGAGAGCACGGGAGAAGACAGCGAUUACCAGCAUGUUGGAUCGGCUGCAGGAAUGGCGAGGCAAGAGCUGAACUUUCUCGGACGGGCCCGAGAAGGAGGAUUGGGGAGGGGGGAUGACACCACUGACUACUCAGAGAUCAAAGCUAAAUGAAUGGCGAUCCUUCCCUGAAGCCUCGGCUGAAAGGGAUACAGUGGCCUCUAGUUCCUAACAAAUUGAUUUGUGCAAUGUGCUUUAGUUUAUAGCACUUAGCAUGCCAAAAUUGAACAAAUCCAAUUGGCUUGGACCAAUAUUUGAAUCUAUUUUACAGAAGACGUGCAAGUCCCUGCACACAACCAUAUUUUGUACCUUUCAGUCUUAUUGUUGCAUCAGACAUUGUGCAACAGUGGGUCUAAAUGGGCUUGCAAAGGGUUGUGCAAAAACAUGUACACUAUUAUAUUAAUGUUACUGUUAAUUUUAAGUAUUUGUUAAAGAAGAACAGGCUUUGGUUUUAUCGCAAAACUAUUCCACUAGAGGUCAUUUACACUGUGUCCGCAGCAAGCCGAAGCAUCAGGGAACGAGACAUGCAGCAUGUCUCAAUGUUCUAGCACUAUCUCCAGUAGAAUGUUAUCUCAAAUCCAGAGGAUCUCUUGGCCACUUUCAAACUGUACCAUGAUAAGCACUCCAUGGUAUCCAUUUUUUAUUUGUAAUGACAUGCCCUUAAGUGAUUGUAAGAGUGUAAGUGUAAAUAAGGAUAUUGUUUACCCAAUGAAUCUCUUUGACAUGGGCUAAAUGAAUGGCUAACUAAUUAUCGGUCUUUUUUUUUUUCUGUUUUUCUUAGCGUGAUGAUGUAUUUUUUUUCCCUGUCAAAUGUCACAUUUAAGCUUAAGAGGUGAUUAGUGGACGUAUCUGCAUUUUUGAUAAGUAAAAUUGCUUUUGAAGCAUAUUGUUUAUUGAGGGAAAGGAAUUGCUAUUGCAAUGUGAAAUACUGUUGUAAAGAGGAAAUUGUGUCAUGACUUUGCCUUUCUACACAUUUAAGACACAUGGCAAACAGAACAGACUUUUACACUCUUCUUUCUUAAUUUAUUACAUUUUGUCAUUUCUUUUGUUUCAACGAUGCUCCAAUCUUUUUUUCAUCGUUUAAAUGUAAUUUUAAAACUCUUCACUCUAAGGGUAAACUCAGAAAACCAACCAACCAGAAGACAGAAGAAAAUCUAAUCAAACCCAAGAUAUUUAAAGCAAGGAGGAAGUCAUAUCUGUUGAAAUGAAAACACAAAGCCAUCACUUUGAAACUAUCAGUUGACCCAGGGGUGCUUUAAUUAUAUGUAUUAUUUAUUAUCUUUUUAACACCCUCUAUUGUGGUUAUAUCAGAUUCAACAAUAUGUUCAAUAUAUGUGCAUAUCUCAAAUAUUAACAUAUGCAACUCAACUUAACUAAAUACUUAACAUAAUAUUACUCACCUUAUAUUUGUAAAGAAUUCAUAAAAAGCACCAAUAUAAAGAAAUAUGAAAUAUGUAAAUACGCAUCUAUUCUCUGAUGUGAAUCCUUUAAAACCUAAUAAAAGGGUUUUUUGCUGGAUUUGCAGCACAGAAAUAUAAAACAGGCAGUUAAUAACCAAUUUAUUUAUAAAAAUAGAUAUAUUUAGAAGAUAAAUUUUGGUUGUCCAGUCUAAUUAUUCACUUUGUGUAUUGUAAAGAGUAUUUGUAAGCAUUUGACUGUGUGAUGAUAAUAACGAUGGAUUUUUAAAAUUUAAUUUAAUUUAAUUUACUUUUAUUUAAGUUUAAAUUUUGACAGGGACUUUGCAACCAAUGGGCAACACAGCAUAGUUCAGAGCUAAUCGAGCAUAUGAUUGAAUGAUUUAUUUUUUUGUUGUUAAAAAACUUUCACCUUUAAUGCCAUCUUUAAUGCAAACAAAUAAAGUAAACAAGAUGGGGACCAAAAAAAAUCAUCUACUUGAUGUUUUGUUUUAUUAAAAUGUGAAAGAAUUUUAAUAGGUAAAGGUUAUUACCAGGAAAAAUGGAUCAGUAAAAUCUGCUGAAGAACAAACAAAAAACAUGCAAAAUAUUUGACAUUGGUGUUAGUGUAUAUGACACCACAACUGCUAUUUUUUAACUGAGUCUGAUUAUAUUGUUAGAGAUCAUAGCAGUAUUUUUGUUCCUUAUUCUUCUUAUUUGGCCUGCUCUCUGGAGAACGGCAACUCUAAAGAUGUUACCGUUGUGCUGCGCAACACAUUUUGCUGGGAGUGUCACAGAGGAAGUCUGUGGUACACUUCAGCUUCCGUAUCUCAUAUCCACUGUAAAAAAAAAAAAAAAAAAAAAAAAGACCUAGCUGGGAUAGGGAUUCCUCUGCAGUGGCCUGUUGUGAACACUGCUAGUAUUCGAAAGGUAUUAAGUAAAAGAUUUACUUUUUGAUAAAACCUAUAUUUAAAGGUCUUGGGAUCUCAGAUGGUGUUUCAAGAGUAAUAAAGACUUAGAAAAGAAAAGAAAAGAAAGAAAAGAAAGAGAAAGAAAGAAAGAGAAAGAAAGAAAGAAAGAAAGAAAGAAAGAAAGAAAGAAAGAAAGAAAGAAAACAGGGUAGUAUUCAGUUAUGCAUGAGUUGGCUUGUGAAAAGAAAUAUUUUGAAGUGUGUAAAAGGUGGAAGUACUUUUAUUUAUAAGUGUGAAGGAGGAUGUGAAAGCAGUACGAACUGCCUUUACCAACACACAAACUCUGUAAGCACACUAAAUAAAACCAGGCUGUGACAAGAAGAGAUCUGUCUUUGGGUCCGAGUGAAUCCUGAAAUAUGAAUAUACUAAUAAUCUGCAUUUUGCUUUUUACAUUCACACCAAAGAGCAAAGGUGAUAAUGAUGAAAGUAAUCAGACGAGUACAAGCGGUGAUAGAAGCCUGUCCAGUGAAAGUAUUACUGUGGGAGAGGGUAUAAGCACGGAAAUAAGCAACGCCACGACAGCCACUUCAGAUGAAACGACAAACAUCACCAAAUUGACGAUGCCUUCAACUAAUACCUCACAGUCACCAGCCUGACACAACAAUCUUUCAAAUCUAUUUUUCUCAUUGAUCUACACUCAGUACCCCAUGAUGACAAAAUAAAUUCUGUAAAUGUAUUUAAAAAAAAUAAAAAAAUAAAAUAUAAAAUUUACAUAAUGUGUUCAAAAACUUUGCAACAACACAAAAUUAGCUCCAAUUGUCUUGAUCUCUGCUGAGAUGUUUCUACUCCUUGAUUAGUCCAGGUUUAUUGAUUGGACAUGAUUUGGAAAGAUACAUACCUGCAUAUCAGACAAUGCAUAUCAGAGGAAUAACCAAGGCAUGAGGUCAAAGGAACUCUCUUCAAAACUCAGAAACAGGAUUGUAGCCAGGCACAGAACUUGUGAAGGCUACAAAGAGUUCUGCUCAUUGAAGAUUCCCAAGAGCACAGUGGCAAACCUCCAAAAGGACAACCAUCACUGCAGCCCUCCACUGAUCAGGGCUUUAUGGCACAGUGGCUAGACAGAAGACUCUAGCGUAAAACCCUUGGAAGCUCACUUGAGUUUGCUAACAAGCACCUAAUGGACAUUCAGAAUGUGUGGAACAAGAUUCUCCGUUCUGAGGAAACCAAGACUGAAAUGUUUGGGCUCAGUUCUAAAUGUUACAUGUUAACAUCAUCAUGCUGUGGGGGUGUUUUUCUGCAGCAGGGACUUGGCAACUGGUCAGGGCUGAGGGAAAGCUGAAUUGAUUAAAGACAGUUUCACAGUGUUUAGGACACCUUCCUACAUGACCACAGUCAUGUAUCUAUGGGUGUGCCUGGAUGGUCCUGGCCCCACCCACCUCUCAGUCAGAAGAGAAUUCAGAUGUUCGAAGCCACCAAUUUCAAAUAGUAAGGAGCUGAACAGCUCUGCUGAAGCUAAUGUUAAUUCACCUAUUUCUCCAUCACCAGCAGCUCUCCAUUCUCCACCGUCUACCAUCCCUGUACACCAGUGUACAGGUAUAUACGUCACCUCUUGGUAUAAUCACAAGUAAGCCAAGCAACAUUUUCCUACUAUGUACAGUAGCUAGCUAUUCGCUGUUUUUUAGGUCAUUUAUGUGGCCGCUGAGCCAGCCUAUGACCAAGCAUUGUUUUUACAUUCUGUCUGCUAUUGUACUAUCCACUACUGUACUUCUGAUUCGAUAAUAGUGUUGUGCUGCAUCUGUCAGAUGCAUGUGUGUGGUGAGGCUGCCGUACUAAUGGCGUUCUUAUCGUUAUGUUCUUAACACUGCUGAUGAUGACAUAAAGGCUUGUGCUCUGAUUGAACGGUAUUCAAACAGGUGUAGUUGUGUUGGCCCAUUUUGAUAAUAUAUGCAUUUUAAGCUAGGGACCCCACAUGUUUUUCUCUGCGCCCACCCACAUUGUGAUUUCUGGCUGCGCUAGUGCAUGACAACAACCCUAGCACACAGCCAAAGCAACAAAGGAGUACAUGGAUAAUUUUGUGAAUACUAACCCUAGAAUGGCCCUGCCAGAGCCCUGACUUGAACCCUAUUUAACAUCUCUGGAGAGACAUGAAAGUGGCUGUCCACCGACGGUUCCCCUAUCCAAUCUGACUGAGCAUGAGAGGAUUAGCCAUGAAAAAUGGCCUAAAAGUUCCCCGAUUCAGGUGUGCAAAGCUUGUUGCAUCAUAUAGAAAAAGACUUGAGGCUCUAAUUGCUGCCAAAGGUGCUUCCAACUAAGUACAUGCACCACGUUGGUGACCCUUGAUCUAGAGUGUAAUGUAACGUUAUUUCUAGACAUUCAGUGGCUCAGUCGAGUGCUGCGGGAUCAGACAGAGAUCUAAUUAAUGUUGAUCACUCUGGAAGAAUAAUGAUAAAAUUCGCUGCUGUAGUUGACGUGAAUGUACGCUUAACACGGUAUCAUGGUGAGGUACUUAUGCUAUGACUGAGGUAGAUUUUAAAAGAGAUAAGUUAAUGAUCUGAUUGCCACAGACUGUGAAAUUAUGACUAUAUUUUUUAUAUUGAAUUUAAAUGUUAGUAUUAAAUAGAGAGUGUGUCCACCACUAUAAGUGGGUCCUAAAACAUUCAGAUUAAUUCCUACUGAAUCUAGAAUGGACACAAUUGCUGUUCUUAAGGAGUCUUACUAAUUAUUAAAAUGAAAAGUCACCAACAAUUAUUAAAUUGUUUUUAAAUUAAUACAAAUAUUUGUUUUGCUAGCAGCUAGAAAAACUAGAAUACUUUUAAGUGCACUGUAUAUUGAGUAAAUAAAAAUGAGAAUAAAAAAAGCUUACUAAACAAUGACCUGAUCCUAUGGGUGGUGCUUUUGAGGCUGAACCUACAGUAAUCUUACAACAAAACACACACAGAAGUCUUCGUUUACUCAAACAGAUACUGAGUAUUGACUUUUAGGAACAUGGUCACAUUUUAUUAAGAUGUAAACAUUUAAUGCAUGGUCUAAACAUUAUUAUUGGGAUCUUUCAUGUCUUAAGACAUAAAGGUAAAUAAAUAAAUGAAUUCUCUCCACUGUACAAUGAUAAAGUGAAAGUAGCUAUCAUUUAUUUUGCAUUGUAAUGUAACUUGUAACUUGCAUUUUGGGGAAUGUUUAGAACUAAUCAGAUUACUGUAAUUGCAAAAUGAGUCAGGUUCCUCAUUGCACAUGUAAAAAACAAAUAUAGAAAAAAGAUGAACUAAGAAAAGAUAAGAAUUGUGUGAAACAAUCAAAGAUAAGAUAGCAAUCACACAGAGUUAUACUUAUUUAUAAAUAAGUUAAAAAUGAGCGUGAUCACAGUAUGUUCUGCACCAAUAAAUUAAGCUAUUGCACCUACACUAAUGUUUAAAUCUGUGUUAUGUUUUUAUUCAACAUUGCUUGUGAAUUUGUACAGACCUGCAAUCUGGAGCCAAAGGAAAAAGAAAUGGUUGGACACAUGUUAGUGGGAUGAUUCUCCCAUUUAUUAUGGGAAUGAUUUUUUCAUCAAUUCUUUUCUCUACUGUGUUUUGCACUGUGCUUAUCUGCAAAAGGUGCAGAACAACAGAUACAAAAGCAGACAAAGAACAUAUUACCUUAAAGGCUGUUAAACAUGACCAAGCAAUUAUGCUGUCUGAUGAAGUCCAGGCAGAUGAACAAGUCCCUCUUCAAGCACAGUUUUUGCUGAGUUUUCAACAAAUGCAUCUAUAAUUAACAGUGGGACUGAAGAAGAGUUAAAAAUCUUAGAAAAGGAUGAAACACAAGAAACAGGAGAUGCAAAUGAAGUUCCCUAUGCCUCUAUCAACUUUUCACUUUUACAAAAGAAAGAUGAUAAAGUUAUAAAGCCCCAGAAUGUGGAGAGUGAUUAUGCAGAGAUUCAGCUAAAAAGCUAAAUGAAGAAGAGGAAGUUGUGACCUUGCAGGACGGAGUGAAACAGGAUGGAAUAAAGCAAGAUGGAGUGAAGCAAGAUGGUGUCAAUCAGGAUGAGGUGAAGCAGGCUGAAGUAAAGCAAGAUGAAGUUAAGCAGGAUGGAUUGGAACAGGAUAUAAAUGGUGGGCUGGAAAGCCAGAAGCAAGAAGAGUAGAAAGUGUAUUAACCAGGACAAUUUUUAUGUGACAAAUUAUAACGAAUGCUCCAGAAUUUUAAGUGUAAAUACUUGGUUUUUCUAUUUAUAUUCCAGGUACAUUUGCUUUAGAUGCAGCAUACAUAUUUGCAUUAGUAAUAUGUAAAACCAGAUUCAGUUUUAUUUUGUUUGUUUGUUUCUAUUCUGCAUUCUCUGAAGUUUGAAAAUAAAAAAAAAACCCACUUCCCCUGUUUUGGGGAACUAUGUACAUUUGCCUUAAAAGACGUGCUUCUCAAGUCUCAAGAGUACAGAGUUGCUUAACAUUUAUGUUUAUUCUGUGUCAAGUGAAACUUUUCAUUGUUUUAUAGUGUACAAUGUCACUUGUUGAUGUAGGAUUCACUGCUGGUUUUGACCAUAUAUAUUUUAUGAAAUAAAACAACAGUUAGUCUGAUUAACAGAACUGUUUUGUUGUAUGUAAUACAUCACUUGCAAGUGGGCUUUUGUGCAAGAUAGAUGCAUCUAAUAAAGUGGCCUCUGAGUUCGGAUACACAAUGUAACACUGCCCACUUAUGGCAAAAAAUCGCUAUUACAUUAAUAAACAAAAAAGUUUACGUACAUGAAAAAUGCAUAGAUUCGAUCUGUUAAGCAAUAAAUGAAGGUCAUGGGUCUAUAGCCAAUAAACCAAUACAAUUAAAGUCCUUCUUAAUAAUACAAGGAAGAUGCACAAGAUUUCAAUGAGGGCUAAUGAGGAUAAUAUGUGUAUAGAAGUUGAUAUGCUUGAUAUAUGUGUGUAUUCACCUACUACAAAUUAUUUAAUUUUUUUCAUUUUCAAGAUUAAGCUAUACCACUCACCGACUAAAGACUAUAUUUUUAGAUAAUGUAUUUUUUAUUAUUAUUUUUCAAAGAUAAGAAUUUAAAUAAAAAUGGAUGCAGCAAGUGUAGUGUAAGUGGUGUUUAUAGCUUACAGCUCCAGGUAUGCUGUUCAAUCUGCUUUCAGUGUUGGGUUUUGAAUGUUCUUUCUGGUCUAUGUGGGUGUUCCUUAGACCCAAAUUCCUACAAUAAAAAAAAAAUGCCCAAA